This is a messenger RNA of Linepithema humile (Argentine ant), 1049 nucleotides long. Its product is annotated as immunoglobulin domain-containing protein oig-4. Gene Ontology annotation, cellular component: axon; plasma membrane; neuronal cell body. Lineage: Eukaryota; Metazoa; Arthropoda; Insecta; Hymenoptera; Formicidae. Gene Ontology annotation, molecular function: axon guidance receptor activity. Gene Ontology annotation, biological process: homophilic cell-cell adhesion; synapse organization. The record is from RefSeq and is a predicted model, not a curated record.
GUUGCGAACGUGCCUUGUUAGAUUACAAUUAAUUUGAAAAUGACGAGAAAUCGUAGGCUGCGUCGAAUCAUCCGAAAGGGAUGGAUAUGGCUAAAUUAAUGGAUGAGCGGUCUGCAGAUUUGAUAGAAAUUGAUAGUGAGAUCACAUUGCUGCAAAGAAAUAACCAGUCCACAUGUAUAUAGCCCGACAGUAUAUCUGCAUAUAAGUCUGUAAUAGAUACGAGAGGAUACUAGGGGAGUAAUGAGUAGGUGACUGUCAGUUGUAUCGGAGUUCCGUGUGAUCGACGAACGCUGCUGCAUACAAUUAUCAUGUCACGCUUCAUGGUGCUCUUAAUCCUGCUGGGUAUAAUACUGCUUAAUUGUCAAGAGACGCUCGGCCGAAGAGGACGAGGAAGGAGCAGAAGUAAGUCUCGCGUGCAGAUUGGAUUGCCCAUUACCGGAAAGUACCGUGAUCCGGAAAGUGAUCAGUAUUACAACAAUAACAACGGAGCCAAAAUAUUGUUAGCGUCGCAUUUCGAUCUGGAGUACGUCUUGGGACACAAAAUAGCCUUCCUCUGCGUCGCUCGCGGCAACCCGCGCCCGCACAUUACAUGGUUCAAGGAUGGCGCUGAGAUUUACACGCAUCAUUAUCUACAUAUACACGAGUGGCAAGUUGGUCCUGACAAAGUGAAGUCGAAAAUCGAGAUCGAUCCCGCCACUCAAAUGGACGCAGGGGUUUACGAAUGCACAGCCGACAACAUGUACAGCAUCGAUCGACGGUCUUUCAAGACUGACUUCUCAAUCGCUUUCGAUUAGUGCAACCAUCCGAGAGACCCGACAGACGUAAUUAGGUAAAACUCGUAAAUCAAGCACUGUGUAAAAUUUUUACGAUAGACAUAAAACGGUAGACUGUGACUUUGAGAAAACGGCUUAGAGCGAUAUGUAUUUUCAUUGUAACUGACAAGAAGAAACUAAAUUGUUCUAAUAUUUUCAAAGUUGUUCUUAAUUCUGUCGAGGACCGCAAUGUGCAAAUCAGUAUCUAUUUAGAAUAAUAAUCUGCUUUCUUCCAAA